UCUAUAUAGACGGGUUCUUUCAUCCACUAAAAAAACCACCAAAAAUGGCUUCUCCCCAUUGGCUCUAUGCAAUUUCGCUUCUACUUUUGCUCAGCUUUCAACUAUUUUCCACCAUUUCCGAAGCUGUUGUGCCAGCUUCAGACACCUUCAGUUACGUAAACGAAGGUGUUUUCGGAGAUUAUAUCGUAGAGUACGAUGCAAAUUAUCGUUUUCUUCCUCCCUUUUCUAACCCAUUCCAGCUAUGUUUCUACAACACCACCCCUAACGCAUACACUCUAGCUCUACGUAUGGGUACAGUCCGAUCCGAGGCGCUUAUGCGUUGGGUUUGGGAAGCCAACCGAGGCAACCCAGUUCGUGAAAACGCUACCCUCACCUUCGGUACAGAUGGAAACCUUGUCCUGGCGGAUGCUGAUGGCCGGAUUGCUUGGCAAACCAACACCGCCAAUAAGGGUGUCGUCGGUUUUCAGUUGCUCCCCACCGGUAACAUGGUUCUUCAUGAUGGCAAGGGUAAUUUCAUAUGGCAAAGCUUCGACUCCCCAACUGAUACUCUCUUAAUCGGUCAAUCUCUUCGAGCUGGUGGUGUCAGUAAGCUGGUGAGCCGGGCUUCCGCCGAGAGCAACACCGAUGGACCAUAUAGCUUGGUGAUGGAGCCUAACAUGCUAGCCUUGUAUUACAAGAGCCCUAAUUCACCUCGCCCAAUGCUUUAUUGGUCCUUAUAUGUUGACAGAGUUAGUGUGCUCAAUCUAACUCUUACUUCAGAUACAGCUACAGCUGAGGGUUUUCUCUAUUACUUCGAGUUUCUUUACUUUACGACAAACUCCCAGGCUGCUUCGGAUGUCGACUUGACCUACGCCCACACACGAUACAACAACACGUUAUCUUAUCUUCGAGUAGGGAUGGAUGGGAACCUUAGAUUCUACACGUAUAAUCCAAACGUGCAAGUCUACGCCUGGGAUGUGGCUUACGAGUUUAUGGGCAGAGAUUCCUUAGAAAGUGAGUGUCAGUUGCCGGAGCGAUGUGGGAAGUUUGGGCUAUGUGAGAAUAGUCAAUGUGUCGCAUGCCCAACACCAAACGGACUAAGUGGGUGGAGCACAGAUUGUGAGGCAAAGAAGGUGACAUCUUGUAAAGCAAGCGACUUUAGCUACUAUAAGCUUGAAGGUGUUAACCAUUUUAUGAUAAGGUACACCAGGGGAGAUGGUGGAACGAAGCAAAGUGAUUGCGAAAGCAAAUGCACCAAGGACUGUAAGUGCAUGGGAUAUUUCUACCACACGGCUGAUUCGAGGUGCUGGAUUGCUUAUGAUUUGAAAACAUUAACUAAAGUCAGAAACUCGACUCAUUUGGCGUAUAUCAAAACACCGAAGAAUUAGCCCCAUCGUCCAGAUCUUUGAAUUGCCAAUUUCCUCUUUGAGCAAGAUUUGGUUUUAGAGUUGUCUGUCCAAGUCAUGAUGUAAAUCUAUUGAGAUUUGAAUAAAAAUGGAUAUCGGUCAAAGAUAUAACCCAAAGAUUGGAUAA
Lactuca sativa (garden lettuce) is the source of this 1512-nucleotide messenger RNA. Its product is annotated as epidermis-specific secreted glycoprotein EP1. NCBI's taxonomy places the organism in Eukaryota, Viridiplantae, Streptophyta, Magnoliopsida, Asterales, Asteraceae. Gene Ontology annotation, biological process: recognition of pollen. The record is from RefSeq and is a predicted model, not a curated record.